Messenger RNA from Prorocentrum cordatum, 3531 nucleotides. NCBI's taxonomy places the organism in Eukaryota, Dinophyceae, Prorocentrales, Prorocentraceae. The record is from the annotation of a GenBank genome assembly.
AUGACCGAGACCAGCACCGACGACUCCGCGCUUCGUCGUGGUCAUGGCCCUCGUUUUCUUUUCCGCCAUCGAAGAGGAGGAGGCGCGGGGCAACGCGCUUUGCUGGUACGGCACCAGCUACUCUCCGGAUGCUGCGGGGACGGCGCCGCCGUGGACUGCUGGGGCGGCCUUCGGAGGGCCUCGGCCGCCUCGCUCUGGGUCGCCGAGGACUUCUGCUGCCACGCGCUGCCGCCAGGCUACGGGAAGUGCUACGAGGGGCUCGAGGGCAGGGAGGCGGGGGUCUUGACGACCCAUGCAGACUUCUAUGCCUACAUGGCCUCGCGGCCGCCCGAGCUGUGGCUCUACGCGUGCCUGCACCCGGCCUCCCCGCUGCUGUGGAGCAGGGACUGCGACUGCUGCGAGCCGCCCCUGCCGGGGCGCUCGGAGCCGCAGUGCGCCGCGGGCCUGGCGGGCCUCAACGGGUCCGGCGUGUCCAGGGAGCACCUGCACGCGCACCUGGAGGCCGCCUCCCUCGACGCAGGAGCGGUGGCCGUGGCCAGCCUGCAGCGGCCCUUCAGCUCUCAGGGGUGCCUGGUCUCGGCGCGCAGAGGCGAGGUGGCCACGUGCGACGAGGCGGAGGCAUGCCCGACGGAGGACUGUGCCUACAUGAAGGCCUUCAAGCUGGCGCUGAUGGUCACGACCGUCGGCUUCGACGGCGUGCCCGUGUUCACGCGCGUUGGGACCCGGUGGAGCAACACCGUCGCGCUGCCGGUGGAGUGGCAGUUGCACCCCGCGCAGUGCAACCGGCACGUCAUGGACGCCGUGUGGGCCAAGCUCGUGUGGCGCGGCACGGCCUCGAACUGCCGGACCUUCCGCUGCAGGCUCACCGCCGCUGCCGAGGACGCCGCGGAGCUGGAGAGGUGCGUGCGGCCCCCCAGCAGCCACACUCUGGGCUGCGAGUGGAACUUCACCACAUUCGAGGAGCAACUCUGGAUGGGGCGUUUUGUGCCUUGGAUCGACGCCAAGUUCGUGGACUACGAGCCAAGUUCAGGCAGGCGCUGGAUGGCGCCCGACCUCCAGCGCUUCUUGGUCGAUGAGAGCAUGCUCGUGUCGGAGCGUAUGAGCGUGAAGGACCAGGGAGGGUACAAGUACGCGAUCGCCGUGGAGGGCUUCGCCGCCGCAGACCGCGUCUACUGGCAGCUGUUCACCAGCUCCGUGGUGCUUGUGCCGGACGGGCCGUGGCAAGUGUUCGCGGUCCACGCGAUGCUGGAGCCCUACGUACACUACGUGCCUGUGCGGUACGACCUGGCGGACCUGGCAGAGAAGGUGGAGUGGCUCAGGCGGCGCGACGAGGAGGCGAAGCAGAUCGCCGGGAAUGCGCGGGCCUUUGCCUUGCGGUACCUGACGUGCGACAGCGUGGUCUAUUUCGUCGACAGGCUGCUGCGGGCGUACGCUGGCCGGCUGUGCUUGAUGGCGUCCCAGGCCGCCACGACCGAGCUCGCGUCGGCGGCGGGCUCAGAUACGGCGACGCUCGCCGACGACCGCUCCGUAUGUGCUAUCGCUGAGGCGGACUCGGAUGGCGCCAUCCUCGUAGAGUCUGACGACACGCCCGCGCCGCAGCCCGACACCGUGCCGCAGCCCGAGACCGUGCCCUACUUCGCCCCAGGCGAGACGCCGACCGACUCGCCCCCGCUCGUGCCUCCCGAGUCGCAGUACACGGACGCCCAGCGCCCAUCGCCAUUGUCGCCGUUGUCCCAGGGCAUCGUGGAGUCGUUGUCGCAGAAGGUGUUGGACGAUAAGGUCAGAGAGGAGAAAGCGGGUGAGAUCGACAGGUUCAACGAUCAAUCGUUUCAGGUCUUGAUGCAGGCUAGCCGCGACGAGGCGGCCAGGAAAGGCAUCCCUUUCGAUGACGGGUCGUGCCCGCCAUGUCCGCUGGCUCGGCCCUCGGACUGGGUCGACGACGACGACAGCAGACCGCUGGUGACAGGGAAGGGCAAGGGCAGCGGUGGCAGCCGCGGCGACAGGCGGCGCCCAUUGGCGCCAGACGGCGCCGCGCCCGAUGGCAGCCUCAGCCAAGCCGCAGCGGCAGAGCCCCGCGCGAGUGGCGAGGCAACGGCGGCAUCGGGGGACGCGGCGGCGGGCCCGCAGGACGGCGCAGCAGGCGUGAAGUCGCCGCGCGCCAAGGCCAGGAAGAUCGACAAUACCUCGUCAGAGGAGCGGCCCACGGCGCUCGAGACCCCGCCGAAGCAGGAGCGGCCCUCGGUGAUGGCGACUGCGCCCCUCAUCAACAACGCGGGCUCGGCGGCCAUGGCGCCCAAAUCCAAGAAGGCCCAGGACGAUGAUGAGGAUGAUGAGGCAGAUCAGGCAGAUUAUAUCGAUUACACGACGGCCCCGCUCCAUGAGUCGAAGAUGUCGAAGACGGGUGUCGAGAAGUAUGCAGCUCUGAUACGGGAAACUAGAACGGUGGCGUGCAAGUUGUACCCUGUCGAGACUAAGGCGCGCGAGAAGACCAAGUGGGCUGAGGAUCUUUUCGGGAAGGCCAAGUCGGGUGACUGCAGCAACGAUGACGAGGAUGACGAUGACGAGCCCAAGAAGCCGAACUCAAAAAAAACGCAGAUAAACGCAGGCGUUGCGCGCGUCCUCGCCAAGGAGGGACCCCAUACGAAACCUACGCCCGUCAAGAGUAAGGACGGGAAGCUGUGCUCCCGCAGUGGGCUCGAGAUUUUGCACAGCGCCGACGGUUGGCACUUCGGAUGGGCAGGGCACUACAUUCGGGCGAUCAAGGAGCCGUCCGAGCCGUUGCUGGUGGCCAAGUGGCCCGACGGCUACAAGUGGUGCAUCCCCAACACGUCCGCCGACAUGCAGGAAAAGCCAGUCGACAAGACCAACUGCAUCUUGUGGAGGGGCACAGACCCGAGGUCUCAGAAGCCGUUGCAGGCCAUCGAGAUCAGCCACGCGAAUAAGGGCAAGUGGUUCGCGAUCAGGGCUCAGCCAGAUACGCAGGUCUGGCAGAUCCAGGGGUACGGCGAGCACAACAGACAGGCGGUGCUCAAGCUCGUCCUGGAGGCGGCGGAGAAGUACAGCAAGCAGGAGUGGGAGAAGGAGCACAUGGAGAAGGCCAAGCAAGAGCUGCUGAAGGAGCUCCCCGACACGGACGCGAAGAAGGCCAUCGCCACGAGGAGGGCGAAGGCGGCGGCCAUGAAGAGGCCCGCAGCCAGCAAGCCUCCACCAGGGCCCGAGGUCAGCGAGGUCGAGGGCGACGAUGAUCCCAACGCGAAGAAGAAGCCUGCUGCAGUGGGCAAGCCUCCAUCCAAGAGCGGCACGAAGCGCCCAUCCGCGGUGGCGGUGACCGAGGGCGUAGGAACGGGAGCAGUGACGCCAAGCCCUAAGAAGCCGAAGGUGAAAUCGCCGUCUGCUGCUGCGCCUCCCACCGCCAAGCCGAUUGUCAAACCAUCGCAGCCAGUGCCAGUAGCAGCCGCGUCGCCAGCAGCAAAGCCGAAGAACAAGUUCUGCCCAGGCGAUGCCAGCCCUGGCAGCGAGUCUUCGUGGUAA